UGAUUUGCUUCUUUGUCAUUUUACUUUUUCGAGAAAAUUAUAAAAGAAAUUAGGAGUGUUUUAAUUCAUACGAGAGAAAAAAUUAUAAAAAUAAGUUAAGUUGUAAAACGCAAAAAUGAAUUGGUACAAAGGUAACAUUCAAGAGGCCGUUGCAGAAUCAAAAGCGAAAAAUGCGGUUUUCGUUGUUUAUGUUGAAGGAAAAAACGAAUCGACACAAAAACUUACAAGUUUCAUAAAUGAUCAGAAAAUCCGCGAGAAACUUGAGUCUGAUGAUUUUGUGGCCAUUAAAAUUGAAAGUGAUAGCCAAGCGUAUAUGCAGUUUGCAUCAAUUUAUCAAGUAGUGCCUGUGCCAUCAAUUUUCUUUAUUGGUAAGACGGGUUCUCCACUUGAAAUUGGUACUGGCAUAAUUGCUUCCGUUGCUGAACUUGAAGAAAAAAUUAUGAGAGUACUAUCUGCAUCAGGCCGCAGUACACCCUCUGCGCAAUCUUCGGCUUCUUUUAUUACAGCUGAACAAAAUGCAACUGCCGUUAACAGUGAAAUCAGCACAAAGAAGUCCAAUGAGUCACUUGCUGACUCGGGAGAUGUUGAAGCACCGUCUACCAGUAAACCACCAGCGGAACCUGAAACUGUGGUGAAGAAGGAUCAAGUAGCUGAAAUUGUAUGUGAAGGUGACGUUUGUUACAAAAAAAUACAAGAUCCACAAAAAGAAGUCGCCGUUGCCACAGAUGAAAAUAAGGUGUCAACCAAUGAAACUGAAACUAAAAAGGAAACUGAAGCAAAUGCUCGGCUGGAGGAAGAUAGAAAGAAAAUAGAAGAACGUAGGAAACAUAAUGAAGAGCAGGAACAAUUAUUAACAGAGCGCAGGUUAAUGAGACGUAGGCGUGAAGAAAUAGAGAAGCAGAACUUACAGAAAUGGCAACGUGAAGAAGAGCUAAAUGAAUUAAAGGUUUGUAAAUUGCUUGAAAUUAUUGAAAAUAUACGACGUGAGAAACUCGAAGAAAUUGCAGCACGGGACAGAAUUCGAGCACAAAUUGCUGCAGAUCGAGCUGAGCGGGCACACAAAUAUUCUUUGCCCAGUGCCGCAAUUGCAGAUGUGAGUAACAAAAGUGAAAUAGUUACCAGCACAUGUUCUGCCGAUAGCACUCGAAUCCAAUUUCGGUUUGCAAAUGGUAAUAGUGCGACACACGUUUUUGAAAGCAAGGAUACGCUUGGAAAAUUACGGGAGUACGUACGAACCGAUUUAUUACCCGGCACUGGAAUAAAAGACUUUACUUUAGCAACAACAUACCCAAAGCGUGAACUUAAUGUGGAACACGAUGUUCAAACGCUUGCUGAAUUGAAUCUGUUACCUAGCGCUGUGAUAUUGAUAAUUGGCAAAGAGAGUAUGAGUAGCCCCGCGGCAAUCAUUGCGCGCUCUGGUGGUAUUUUAAAUAUCUUCACUACUUUAGUGAUGACCAUUCUUUCUCCAGUUUUUUCCAUUUUUGGUUAUUUGAAGAAUGUUGCAACCGGCGCUGGCCGCAAGAAUGAUAAUGAUGAUGGUAAUAAUGUGGGUGCCAACAAGAGAGCAAACGAGGAUGAUCGUGCACAACAUGAUGCCGCAAAGCGACGUAAUAUGGAGCGUUUUGGUGGUUCGAAUUUUGGUAACAAUGCCAGUACCUCAGAUGAUGGGGCUACAGAAAAAGGUGAAUCAAAACCUUACCGGCGGUAUGGUGGUUCAAAUAUUCAUCGACUGACUGACCACAAAGAUUCAGACGAUGAAAAUGCCACAUGGAAUGGCAAUUCCACGCAACAACAAUAG
Messenger RNA from Ceratitis capitata (Mediterranean fruit fly), 1798 nucleotides. RefSeq names its product UBX domain-containing protein 4. Bases 116 to 1798 code for a protein of 560 amino acids. The transcript is spliced from 5 exons. Lineage: Eukaryota; Metazoa; Arthropoda; Insecta; Diptera; Tephritidae. The record is from RefSeq and is a predicted model, not a curated record. Gene Ontology annotation, molecular function: protein binding.